This is a messenger RNA of Eremothecium cymbalariae DBVPG#7215, 1656 nucleotides long. RefSeq names its product Utp7p (gene UTP7). Gene Ontology annotation, cellular component: small-subunit processome; nucleolus; 90S preribosome. Lineage: Eukaryota; Fungi; Ascomycota; Saccharomycetes; Saccharomycetales; Saccharomycetaceae. The record is from RefSeq and is a predicted model, not a curated record. The transcript has a single exon. Gene Ontology annotation, biological process: maturation of SSU-rRNA from tricistronic rRNA transcript (SSU-rRNA, 5.8S rRNA, LSU-rRNA). Gene Ontology annotation, molecular function: protein binding. Bases 1 to 1656 code for a protein of 551 amino acids.
AUGGCAUUGAAGAAGGUUUCGAAGUUUCCUUCAGAUACUAAAAGUAUUAGCGAAAAUGUGGCUAAGUUUCAUAGGAACUCAUCCGGUUCCAAUUAUAAGAAGACUAAAGAUAAGAAGCUUAGAGCGGGCCUAAAACGAAUUGAUGAUCAGUAUAAGGAUGCUGUUGCUACUGCGGCAGCAACAGACUAUCUGUUGCCUGAAUCUCAAGGUUAUUUGGAAGCGGAAGAUGAGAUGGAAAAGACAUUUAAAGUUAGUCAAGCCGAGAUAAAGCAGAGUGUGGAUGUCACUACGGCUAACAAGGCAUUGGAUCUUAAGCUAAACGAUUUUGGGCCUUAUCAGAUUAGCUAUUCAAAAAAUGGUACUCAUUUGCUAAUAGCUGGUCGCAAGGGGCAUAUUGUCUCUUUUGAUUGGAGAAAAGGUGAACUACGUGCUGAAUUACAUCUCCAAGAGACCGCUACGGCAGCGACUUACCUACAAAAUGAGCAAUACUUCGCGGUUGCGCAGAAGAAAUAUACAUUCAUAUACGAUCACGAAGGCACUGAACUUCAUCGUUUAAAGCAGCAUAUUGAGGUAAAGCACAUGGAAUAUUUGCCCUUUCAUUAUCUACUUGCUACAGCGGGCCAGACUGGGUUUCUAAAAUAUCAGGAUGUCUCGACUGGUCAAUUAGUUGCUGAAAUAAGAACUAAACUGGGGCCUACAAUCUCUAUGGCACAAAAUCCGUGGAAUGCAGUAGUUCAUCUAGGUCACAGUAAUGGUACUGUCACUCUAUGGGCUCCUAAUAUGUCGACUCCGCUAGUUAGGUUGCUGUCUGCCAGGGGACCAGUAACCAGUAUGGCUAUUGAUAGAACGGGAUAUUAUAUGGCUACUACAGGUGCUGAUAAAUCUUUGAAAAUUUGGGAUAUCAGAAAUUUCAAAGAGUUGCAUUCCGUUGAAAAUCUGCCAACUCCAGGUAUGAAUGUUAGGAUAUCAGAUACUGGAUUGCUAGCUGUGAGUAGAGGCCCUCAUGUGACAUUAUGGAAAGAUUCCCUGAAGCAUGGUUCUUCAAAUAGACCAUACUUUACAUCUAGUGGUCUAAAGAACAGAAACACACCCUAUAUGUCUCAUAUAUUCGAAGGGAACAAGGUCAAUAGUAUUGAAUUUGUUCCAUUUGAAGACUUACUCGGAGUUGGGCAUCAAAAAGGAGUUACAAAUCUAAUUAUUCCAGGUGCUGGUGAGGCCAAUUACGACGCUUUGGAAAUCAACCCAUACGAGACUGUAAAACAAAGAAAAGAACAAGAGGUUAGAUCCUUGAUGAACAAAUUACCUGCAGAUUCCAUUGCGUUGGAUCCAAAUGUCAUCGGUACUGUGGACAAUCGUGCUUCCCACCUGAGACUUACAGCCAAGGAUUUGACUGAGGUUACUGUUCAGGAAACAAAUAAAUCUAAGACAAACAGCGAUAUUCCACAAGUUAAUCCUGAUAUCAAAAGUAAGAACUCUGGGUUACGUACCUUCCUUCGUAAGAAAACUCAAAAUGUUAUUGAUGAAAGGAAAUUGAGAGUUCAGAAGCAACUACAGCGGGAAAAAGAAGGUCGUCAGAGAAGGUUGAAUAUCACCAGAGGAGAAAUCGCCGAAGAUGACAAAGACUUUGUUGACGAAGCAUUAGGGAGGUUUAGUUGA